Molecule: messenger RNA, 765 nt
Organism: Trichophyton verrucosum HKI 0517
Lineage: Eukaryota; Fungi; Ascomycota; Eurotiomycetes; Onygenales; Arthrodermataceae
Exons: 1
Coding region: 1-765 (254 amino acids)
Source: RefSeq, a predicted model, not a curated record
AUGGCGACAGAAGAAGAUAUCUCUGUACCUCUCAACAUCGACUCUGCUGAGGAGCUGGUGUCUUCGCCUAGCGAGUCUGAGCCCGCGUCUAUCGACUGUUCGUCAGCAGAAGGGACCUCGAGCUCGUCGUCUGUCGAUGCGGAGCAGGACAUGGACACGGGACCCAAGACAGACGGGAAGGGCGACGACGUCAAGCAAGACAACGGGCAAGAAAAGGAUACACAGGAUAACGAGAAAGACAGCGAGAAAGAGGAUAAACUGGCGGUGCCAGCUGCCGUCCUGCCUCCACGGCCCGAUAACCCGCGGCGAUGGACUUGGAGAUGCCACAAGUGCCAUACACACUAUGCCCUCGCGGUGACGAACCGAUGCCUGUCCGACGGGCACUACUUCUGCUACGGCCUUGCACAGGGCCGCAAGCACCGGGGGCGCCGCCAGAGGCAGGUCAAGGGCGAGAGCAGCCUGGGGACUGCCUGCAAUUCCUCCUUCGACUACGCCGGAUGGGAGGCCAUGGCCGUCUGGCAGAGGCACGCCAGGCAGCAAAAGGGCAUCAGUCCAUCCCCAGGCUGUUUGCAAGACUGCAGAUACCCAGGGGAAUGCAGCCAAAGCAGACUCUACAGCAUCCCUCGCCCGUCGACGCUGGCAGGACUGUCGGCUGGAGAGACAGACGCCCAACCACCGAAUGUACGUCCCCAGCUUGCCCCUUACCCGGAAGACGCUUCUUGUGUGUACGAGAUCUUUGACCAUCUCAUCCACGCUUCCCACUGA